This is a messenger RNA of Tinamus guttatus (white-throated tinamou), 927 nucleotides long. Lineage: Eukaryota; Metazoa; Chordata; Aves; Tinamiformes; Tinamidae. The record is from RefSeq and is a predicted model, not a curated record.
AUGGCGGUGAGGGAUGGUAGAGAGGGUGGAGCGAGCGCCGUGGAGGCUUCGAUCCACCGACUGCAGCUCCGCUGUAACCGCCCGGUGAGAGCGGCCGCCUGGGGUUCCCUUGAGUGCCCUUCCUCCCAGCAGUGUGAACCUUUCCAGGAAUAUCCUUUGCAUCUAGUUAGCUGCUGCGGCCCCGGCGCCACCGCCGCCUCCGCCUCUGCCCCGCAGAGCAAGCAGGAGAUCCACCGGCGCUCGGCCCGGCUGCGCAACACCAAGUACAAGUCGGCGCCCGCCGCGGAGAAGAAGGUCUCCACCAAGGGCAAGGGCAGGAGGCACAUUUUUAAGCUGAAAAACCCCAUCAAGGCCCCCGAGUCCGUGUCCACCAUCAUCACAGCAGAGUCCAUCUUCUACAAGGGCGUGUACUAUCAAAUUGGAGACGUCGUCUCGGUGGUUGAUGAGCAGGACGGAAGAACAUACUAUGCUCAGAUCCGGGGCUUUAUUCAGGACCAGUACUGCGAAAAGAGCGCCGCGCUGACCUGGCUCAUCCCAACGCAAGCCAGCCCCAAAGAUUGCUUUGAUGCUGCAUCCUAUAUCAUAGGACCAGAAGAAGAUCUCCCAAGGAAAAUGGAAUAUUUAGAAUUUGUUUGUCAUGCACCUUCAGAAUAUUUCAAGUCUCGAUCAUCUCCCUUCCCUACUGUUCCUACAAGACCAGAGAAAGGUUAUAUAUGGACUCAUGUGGGACCUACUCCAGCAAUCUCCAUUAAAGAAACUGUUACCAAUAAUUUAUAAUUUUUUUUAAAGGAAUGCUCUGGACCUACUAUGGGUACAUUCUCAGGUCUGAAAACUCCGUACAAGAAAUUAAAAAAUGUAAGAUAUUCAGGUUACUUCAUGGAUUGUGGUACUUGUUUAAAGUUUUAUAUGAUCUCUAAAGUGGAAGUU